Messenger RNA from Symbiodinium sp. CCMP2592, 1122 nucleotides. Lineage: Eukaryota; Dinophyceae; Suessiales; Symbiodiniaceae. The record is from the annotation of a GenBank genome assembly.
AUGGCGACCAGUACAACACUUUCCUGGAGAAACGUGCUCAUGCAGACGACUCUGAGCAUAUUUUCACAUCUUGCGCGGCGGCGAGGACAAGAUCAUUUCUUUGUCGUCUCGGCGAACUUGCCAUCUUGGAAGCAUCUUGCUCCACUUCGCAACUCAAUACUCCUCACAGUUGAAUCUUGGCAAAUCAAUGAUGAACUUCCACGGUGGUAUUCACCCUGGAAGGACAUCAUGAUACCGGGUUACAUUGACCGUUGGCGGAUCGACGCGAUGCGAAUGGUCAACAAACCUACGAAUGAGCGCGGUUUCCUGAUGGUUUUCCAUGGAAAUCAUCCUGGGAAUCACGGCCUUUAUGUGGCACACAAGGCUAAGGUGCGCACCCAAAUCCUGGAGUCUUUCGCUGGCAUACCCGACUGCAGCGUUGGUGGUCCUGUGUCGGACUUCUUCCAGAGGAUGGGGAGAACCCAUUUCUGCUUGGUUCCUCGUGGCUCUUCGGCAUGGACUAUUCACCUUUACGAGAGCUUCUUCUUUGGUUGCAUUCCUGUAAUCAUAUCUGACUUCUUGGACGUCCCCUUCCAGAAUGUUGUCGACUGGCCAGCCCUGAGCAUCAAGUGGCCGGAGGAGAAGGUCGGCCCGGAGCUCCUGAGCUACCUGCGCAGCAUUCCUCUGGAAAGGAUCGGGAAGAUGAAGCAAAAGCUCGAAGAAGCCGCCUGCUUCUUUGACUUCCACCGGGGUUGGGGCCGAAAGCGCCGGAACGCAGCGGGCGACAGCGACUCCGACCCAUGGCUCUCAUGGGCCAAAGACCAGGUGGCGCUGGGCGUGGAUUGCCUGUACCUGCAUCACGGAGACGGGACGUCGGCAGAAGACUGCAAGCGCAGCUGUACACAACAUCAGCGCUGCAACACCGUGAACUUUUCACCCGGACGCGCACUGGAGUCAGGGGAUUGCGUGCUGAGGAGCUGUAGAGACCCGGCGCAGCCUGCGCUCACGGGAGGUGCCGGUGGCUGGCAAGUUUGGUCGAUGGUCAAUGAUACGGACCUUCACUGCUCGCCAUACCAUGCAAUCUUCAGCCAGCUCAAGCAGCGAACGAGCCGACCUUUGCAGCAGGGAUCGUUCUGGUACUAG